Molecule: messenger RNA, 11927 nt
Organism: Spirodela intermedia
Lineage: Eukaryota; Viridiplantae; Streptophyta; Magnoliopsida; Alismatales; Araceae
Source: the annotation of a GenBank genome assembly
AUGGAGUCCCUAAUGACGGACUGCGUGCAGUACAGCCUUCGUCUCUUCAUGAAUCGGAACGCUAUAUUCGUCUGCGAGCGACUCUGUGCUGAGUUCCCCUCCGAGGUGCUCUCUCCUGCUCUCUCUUUCUCUCUCCCCCUCUCGACGACGUCUCCAAUGUGAGGUGUCGAAAGGAGUUCCUCGUUGAAGAAAUAUCUGCGGACAUUGUUGACAGUGCAGUAUAGUAACCAGUGUUCAAGUGUCCAGAUUCAAGGUUUCCAUUCCUUUGGUCCAUCUGGGAUUGCGCCAUUCUUUCGGCCAAUCGGGAUGCGAAUUGCAUUUGUCACCAUUAUUCUAGAUUAUAGUCGAAAGGGAAACAUGUGGUUGAUUUGUGUAAUUUAUAUUUUAGGGUUUUACUUUAGCUUAACUUUUAAUUUUCCACGCUUUUAUGCACUGAUCCAUUUCGGAUACCGUUUGUUCCAUAGUGAAGUUUUGUGAUAGUCAGGGUUUUGAUGAAUUCUAAAGGCUUUAUGCCUUCUUACGUAUGACUUAUUUUGUGCAAAUUCAACAGGUAAAUUUGCAACUUCUGGCUACUUGUUAUUUGCGGAACAAUCAAGCAUACUGCGCGUACCACAUCUUGAAGGGUAAUUGAUCCCAGCAGAAUGAGUUUUCCCCCCCUUUUUGACGCUUUAGUCACGUGUGACGAGGGCAUAACGAUCGGGUUUUAUUUCUUUGAUUUCUGUGAUGAUAUAUGAGAAAUUUUUUCUCAAUACUUUCGUGUCUGACCAGCCAUAUUAUUUCACUGCAGCUCUAUUAUACAAUGCUGUAACUGUUCAUCCAGUCAAUCCUGAAAAGUUAUUGCCUACAUUAUCGUGCAUGUUGUCCAUCUUCAUAGUAGAGGAAAUUUCCCUUUGUCAUCCUUUUUUUUUAAUGUUUAAACUGAGGUAUUGCAAAUCAUCUCUUUUAUGUUAUCAGCAUGUUUUGAAGAUCACCUGUGUCGAUGUCUAAUUGUAUUUAAUCUUUUGUUUUCUAUGAGAAGGGAGAAAGAUGCCUCAAUCCCGAUACUUGUUUGCAAUAGCCUGCUUUGAGAUGAAUCUCCUUCGUGAAGCUGAAGCAGCUUUGUGUCCCAUAAACGAGCGAAAUACAGAGGUAUUAUUUUCUCGACAAACAUCAGAAAUAUGAACUAAACACAAAUUUCCGAUUAGUUAAUCAAUUUUUCCGAACGUUUUUAUCCCAUUGUUAUGGAUUUCAAUCAUAUUUAGUAUAGCUUGCAUCCUAUAUGAAUGAACUGUGGGAAAGAAAUUCACUGGUGAUUGAAUCUUCUGAAUGAUUACACCAUAUCCUUUCUAAGUGGAACUAUGGUGGGAUGACCUUAAAUCAUCGAUUACUUUGAUCCUAGUUGCCAGCUGUGUAACGUCCAGCAUAGACUACAUCAGAUAAGAACAAUAUAGUAGAGGAAACAUACCCCAGGCAGGGUACAAAUGAAACAGCUAAAUUUAGCAAAUAACAUAAACAUUUAAGAUAUUUGUUCAAGUACCCUGAAUAACGUAGGGAUGAGGUUUUUAGCAUCCUAGUGGGAGGGACUAUGGAAACAGAGUGAAUAAGACUAAGGGCGAUGCUUAGGAGUUUUUGAAGAAAAGAACCAUCUGACAAGGCUAGAACGUACAACCUUUGUUAAAAGAAAUUUUCUUGAGGGUGCGCUGAGACAUGAAACAGGUGAGAAACUUGGAGAUGUGAGGUGUUGUCUUUCACCCUGUAAUAGUCGAAAGGAUUUAUUUUUGGAAGGUCUACACUUCCAGAGCUAUCAAGGCUACAUCCAAAGCUUUCAACUUCCAAAAUUGAACAAUUUCUGAUAGGUUUAGUCCUAGUGAGAAUCUGGUGUCCAAGGCCCAGACUUAAUCGAUGGAAAGAAUGAAGUGAACAACUUUAGAGUUCUCGUCAGUUACCUAUAGUAGGAUCAACCUCAACAAAGGGACAUAAUAUUGACGAUGUAAAUUUCAAAGAAGACAAAUGUUGCAGUCUAAUCAGUCCGCCAUAGUGUGCGAGAAAAGAAGAAUCUGAUAUUAGAUAAGCCCUCGAGUGUAGGAUAGGGCUUCUCCACUGAAAGUGACGAUUAUGAUAUGUAGACUUCAGUGUGGAAGAAAAAAUAAAUGUGAUGGUUUUCCUCUCUAUAUGGACGAUGUCAGGCGUUCUGGCAGUUUAUGUGGGACAGCUCGCGGCCCAUUUUCACUAGAGAUCGUGUGAAUGUUCAUUUAAAAAAUUGCCGCAUAAUGGCACCUCUCUGCAUUGAUUUCGGGACUUUUAUAGGCCACUAAUUAAUAUUUCAUUGCUUCUACGGUUUUUAAGUAAAUGCAAUUAUAUGCUCUAGAACAUCGUAACUAUGAUCUUUUUUGCAUUUUUCAACCUGACCAUCCAUACUAUCAGGAUUCAUUAUGGCCAAUCUGACCAUCAGAUUCGAAUCCUUGUAGUAUGAAUCUACUUGCUUUUGGAUUCAAUCUCAUUGGAUGCCUCAUUGCUUACGAUGUUUUGAAAAAUGUGUGAACAACAUACUGACCACAAAUGUACCUCAAUUUCUAUUUUCUUCUUUUCGCCUUUAUGCAGGUUCCGAAUGGAGCAGCUGGUCAUUACCUUUUGGGUCUCAUAUACAGGUGUCUCCUAUCUUUCGCUUUUAUUUGGUUUAUUUUAGGUGCUCACUGCCUCUAUUUGUUUUCAACGAGGCUUAAGUACUUUCAAUCAAAAUCUAGACAUAACCUUUUUCUGAACCAUCAUUUUUUCCUUGGAAUUAGAGAUAUGAGACCUUGACCAAUCAUUGCCAAUUCCCUUUGUCAUAAGGAUAUGAAAAAGUGACCUUAUUGAGUUUUCUUCAUCUAAUGCCAAAAAUUUAAAUUACACCAAAUAGCAUAUGAAAGCUUUGCCAUUCCUCUAUUCCUCAAAGGAAAGCACGAUCUUCAUGUGGAAUUUGUGGCUGCUCGCGUUCUAGUCCAAACUAGCCAACAUGCUCAAUCUUCUACACAGAGGUUCCCCACAUGAACUAAGAAGAAGUACCUCUUUCGUUGAUUAAGUAGCCAUAAUUUCUCAAGUUUCAAUUUCGUCUAUUUAUGGUAUCCUCUUAUUUUAUUUUGUUGCUAACAUUUCUUCCACAAUCCUUUUUGUAGCGUUUGAAUGUUUUCCGUGACUUCCUUAUUUUCUAUUUCUCUUGAUUUCCCCUUUGUUAACCAAAUUACAAUUUGUGCUACCUUUUUUUUUUCUUGGUUUUCAGCGUUUGAAUCACUUUGUAAUACUGAAGUGCAGUGUAUAGAAAUAUAUUUGAGAAUAUUUAAAGACCAUAUUAAUAUAUACUGAAGUUGUAAAAAGUUUAGUUUCCCUGCCUCGUACCUAAAUGUUUGGAAAGUCUGGCUCAGUCUCACAUCCAUAAACGUUCAGUGGCAUACUUGACAUUAUAUGCAUGAAGAUGUGAAAAAGUUUCAUCAGUCGUCGUUGUACUAUACACCUAAAUUCAGAAUGCCGAAUUUAUUCGAGAGGGAGGCAGUACUGAGGUGGAGGGUCUUCACCUCAGAAUCACAUAAAUGAUUCACUCUUAUCGGAUUCAGAUUGAACCUAAUCAUCUAGUGUCCCAAUCUAAUUUCGAAGUUGGUUUUUUGUGCUGAAAAGGUUAACCAUCAAGCAGUAGAGUUGGUGCUAUAAUGGUGGAAGUGACAUCAACAUCAACAACAACAUCCUCUGUGCUUUCUUUCUUUUUUCUGGCUAGAUGCAAUGGUCUAAGUAAAUCUACUCCAAAAUAAAGGAAAGAUGAUAGGAAAUCAUCUUAUUCACAUAUCUGUUGGCAUAGAUCGUGAAUGAUACAGACUUGCCUUUUCUAUUAGUUUUAUUUAUUCCAUGGUGCAGUUAGAAAUAUCUUUAGUAGUGGGAGUGGAGUUCUUGCAUUACUGUUGUCGGAAUAGAACCACUCAUUAUAUUGCAUGCAUUUUUUUAUUCCUAGAGAUUGUUCCUUGGCUCAUGGUGUGCUGGUAUUUGAUGUGUGGUUCACAUAGGUAUACAGAUCGGAAAGCAAGUGCAAUUGACCACUUUACAAAAGCUUUGGCGAUAGAUCCUCUUCUAUGGGUUGCAUAUGAGGAACUAUGUGUACUAGGUAGUUCAUGGGCCAUCUUAUUCUCUUGACUUGGUUUCAUUGUGCUUUCACCUUUGUUACCAUCAUCACUAAUUAUUUCCUCAAAAGAUGCCACUGAUAUAGUCAUAUCACACUUCGUUUGAUUUAAAUUUUCAUUUAUUAUGCAGAAAUUAAACAGAAACUGAUCCUCAAGCUCAGAUUGUUCGUGCGUAAGUUAUCAAUGGAUUUUUUUAUGUUUCAGGUGGGGCAGCGGAUGCAGAUGAAUGUUUCUCUGACUCUGCUGCUGUUCGCGCUCAGAUGCUCCAUUUACCUGAAUUAAACUCUCAGAACCUACUAGUUGGUGCUUAUGACGGCAGUAUAGCAUCUGGUAGGGUAACUGUCUCAGAUGACAUGAGUCCUAGGCAGCUGAAGCAGUUACAUCCCAACAAUCAGAGAGAGGUCACUGGAUAUUCUCAUGGAGGGCAACACAUAAGCAAUGGCCUGUCUAGUGUGCCACUCUAUAAUACCCCUUCGCCAAUAACAGCACAGGUGGGAUUGAUUACGCCCUUAAUGAUCUUCAGUGUAUUCAUUCUGAAAGUCUCUGUAUUUUAUGAGUUGGUCACCCACAAUUCGGGAAAUUCUGCGGCAAAUAUGCUAGUGUUGGGAGGCUAGAUUCUGAUUACUUAUAAAUAUAUUUAUAAACGUAUGAUCUAUGUUUUUUUGAUACAUUGCUUUUGUUGGGACUCUUUAUCAUUUGAUUUAGUAUUCUAUUUUGGUAUAUCCACACAUAAAAAGUCUAACAUGGGUUUUUAAGAAAAUGAUGUGCCCCUUUAUUUUUUGUCAUAAUUGGUGGCAAAUUUCUUCUUCUCUUUUGAUGGAUCAUUAUCCUAGGUAUGAUGUGUAAAAUGUGUCGUGGUUUUAAUAUGAGUCAUGCCUUAGCCUGAGAAGGUUUCCCCUCCAUUGAGCAAUAAUCUUGUUUAAAAUGGAAUAAUCUUCUGUUACUCCUCUAGUCAGUGUAAGUCGGGAAGUGACCAGUAUCAUGAUUUUUAUAUGAUCGUUUUCCAACGAAGGGUCAUAAGUCAUGUCGGCAAAUGGUAAAGAUUAUUGAUUUAAGUCUUGAAUUUAAGGUAAAAAUGUUGAUAUUUAUAUAGUUUUGAUGGUGUGGUCUAGAGCCCAUAUUUUGAUGCAUUGUCAAGCUGGCUGAAAAAGGUGCUUGCCUUGGCUGCUGUUGCUAUGAUGAUGAUUUUUUGUCACCUUGAGUGCAUUGUUUAUCUUGUUCGUAACAUUAAAUGCUAUCAUACUUUACUCAUGCCUUUUGUUCUCCAAGGGUGUUCUCAGAGAUUGUUUUGUUGAACAUCACAGUGAAUACAUUUUAUAAAGUUCUCAAAUUAUACAAUGAAAUGCUUUAUCUUCACUUUCGGCUCUAAAAGUUUGUUUGAUUGACCCCAAAAGUUAGCGUUAUUGAGUUUCAUAGCUAAUCUACACGCAUAGGAAUAAAGGCAUUAAAAAUAUUUUGAUGAGAAUAUCAUCUACCAUUGUCUAAAACCAGUUCUCAAGAUUAUUAUUGUAAACAAUUUGACGAAGGUUUUGGCGAACAUCAUGCCAGGGAUGGCAUAUAAAUGGUAUUCAUACAUUUGAUAAUUCUUUGUUUCUAUUAAAUUGCCAGUAGUUUGAUUCACUGGUCUAGGCUUAUAUUGUUGGUCUCAAGGAUAACCUAAAGUGAAACAAGAUGGGGGGGGAGAUGAAUUUCGUCUUUUGUAAAGUUUUCUAAAUGGGCCAAAUGUCUUCUAAGUUGGUAAAGACUUUUUUUAGACUGACGCAUUGAGUCAGCAGACUGGUUAUCUUCCAAAGUAGACAAACUGGGUUGAUCCACGUAGUAUGAAAGAGAGAACAGUGGGAUACUAUCUAACUGUGCAUCAAGGUGGACAUCAAAGUACAGUCUUGGCUUUCUUUCAUGCUACUAGCGCUCGCCAUUGAGUACUUUCAUACUCGAUGAGAGAAACAGGGAUUGUUGCUCUCUUGGCUUUCUAAGGUUUUGUGUUAAACCAGGAAGUCUCUAAAUGCACGAACUUGAGAAACUCAGAUGACCUGAGAAGGAUGUAAUGGUGUCUUCUUCAUGACUUUUAAUACCUCACAAAACAACCUUUCUUCUCUAUCUUCAAAUGACCCUUGGUUGGGCUACUUAUAGGCUCCAAAAGUUCGAUUAUUAGAGUUCAAAAAAAAAAGCAAUGGUUGGUCUUUGGUCAUGUGAGUUGACCAAUCGAGUUGAAUUUCUGUGUUGUUUAUACUUCCAUUGUACCAGUUGACUUGCUAGGUCGAUCUUCUGAUGGUCUUUUGGGUCGACCCAGUAUUAAUUGGGUCAGCCUGCUCUUCAACAGACUGCUAUCUUCCGAUUCUUUGGUAGUCUUAUUACUAUCAGCAUGUUAUGUUUUGACAUUUUACUAUUUUGACUAGUUGUUGUCUAGGUCAACGUACCCUGCAACAUAUCGUUAUCUUCAGACACUUUUAUUGCCAUACUGUUGUCAAGUCGUCAUGUUUUGACAUCUGGGUUGACGAGUUUUAGUUUGAGUUAAUUUGCAUUUUGUUUGGGUCAAUUUGCUUGUGUCUAGUGUUUUUGGUUGAGCUCAAGUCAAUCCUGUUUAAGGUCUGGGUCGGAUUGUGCACACCUGGGGUCAGCCUGUAUAUGUCUGGGUUGGCUCUCUUACUUUUGGGUCGACUCAAGUCGAUCUAAAUCAAUCUUCUUUACAUACUUGGUUGGAGGAUUAAUUUUUCACGAUUAGUAUCAUACUUUUAAUGCAUUUACUUAAAAAUGAUCCUUUUAUCCACAUUUUUAUUUGUUAAAAUAAAACAUGAAAUUCAACAUGUAAAUCUUAAAACUUUGAACAUUAAAUUGUUAACUCUCUCUUGUGCAGUUAUCAAGGGUUGUGCCACCACCACCUUAUAGGAAUGUGCAACAGGGUCUUCACACGCUGGCUGGAGACGGUUCUGCAAGAGCAACUGUUAAUCCAGCAAUUCAAGCCCCUAGGAGAAAGUUCAUGGAUGAAGGGAAACUGCGGAAGGUCAGAAAUUGUUGUGCAUCUGAUGUUUUUUGUUUUUAUGAAUUGGAUUUUUUUUCAUUAGAUGAACGCAAUUGUUAUUUGGGUGUUAAGGCAUGAUGUUAUUUUGUGUCAACUUUUUAAGCUUGAAUGCUUUCCUUUUUUUGUUGGUUUAACUGUUAGAACAUUUUACCAAGGAAAUCUUUGUCGAUGAGAGUUACAUAUGAUCCUUGUCUUUCCUUUGACAUACAGAUUUUAAUAUGAUGGAAAUUACUAUGAAUUUCUCUCUGAUGUUCCUGUACUUUGUUCUUCAUAUUUCUUUUUGGUUUGCAGUCAGUCGCUCAUGCACUUUUUUUGUGUUAGCUAGAAUAAAGAGAAAAUGAAAAACAAUACCGUUCUCUAGAAGAUGUAGUUACAUUUUCUUUUGCAUUAAAUUAUCCAUCUACUGUGCUUUCUUUUGCCAUUACAUCAUAGGAAAAACUAUAGUAUGAUGCGUUUAACCUCUUAUUUAAUUCAAUAAUCUUUUGAUCGCCUUGUGCAAAUAAGGUUGGACCCAGCUACAUCUUUGUAAUCAGCCCAUGAGAUCUCAUUUAAGGCGACCGUGCUUUUUUCUUUUGUCCCAUCAAAUCCAUUGUGGGUUGAAUGUGGUAGCAAAGCAUCUGGUGCAUAUUCUAUCUCUUCCUUUCAGAUGUCUUUCUUUGUUCAGAGUCAUGAUCUAUUGCUAAAAACAAAAUGAAGGGUCGGCUGAUAAAUUACUUAUGCAAUGUAGGUUUCUGGCAGACUAUUUUCCGAUUCAGGACUCCGUCGCAGCACAAGGCUCUCUGGAGAGGCAGCUAGUUUGAAUUCAAAUGCGUCACAAGUGGGAGGAAAUGGAAUUAAUCAUUCUGCUGCAAAAAUUCUAGGAGGAUUUUCUACAUCAUCAUCCAAAAUCAGUUCUUUAAACUUCCGCUCUGUGACUGUUAGGAAGGGACAAUCCUGGGCAACCGAAAGUCUAGAUGAAGGUGGUGAUACCUUGUUUUAUAUUUUCUAUUUUAAGUGUUUAAUUUCGUAAUUGUGAUUAACAUCUUGAUAAAGCUGUAAUUAUGGACUAAUUAUGAACAGAUAAUCAAUAUAUAUAUAUAUUUUCAUCUUGGUCCACUCUCUAGUUCCACCUUGAAGUUACGAAGAGAAAAAUGAAUGAAGAUCAAGCCCUAUCAAAGUGCUGUAAUAAAAAGAUUGACAUAUUUAUUUAGAACAUUUCCAAUGCUUCUUCAACAGAGGUAUCAUACUGCCUUUCUAAUCUGUGCCUCAUCAAUUAUUAUGAUAAAAAUGAAUGCUAUAAUCCUGUCACGAUCAAAUUCCAAUUGAUUGCUGACAGGCAUUCCGGCGGUUUACCCUGGUGUCAACUUAACUGAUGUUUUGCGUGUCCCAGCAAAGAAUCUUUAGCCAUAUUUGCUGUAAUUUCUCUUCUUGUGUUGACAGCAGAAGAGAGUUUUGUGGUUUCAAAUAGGUUUGUGGUUGUAGUUUUUGGCUGGUUUCUGUCAUGGCGUCUUUCGAGUGAAUGAUGUCCCUGAUUGGGCAAAUUUUGGUGGAGGUUGCUGUUGCUAAUAAAGCUAAUUACUGUUAACUCGAAGCAAUAACUGCUAUCAAAUUUUUUUUCCAGCGCGAAGUCCCAAGCUUAGUUGAUUCUUGUGGUUAGUUGAUUGGUCAACCAUGUAUUAUUGACCCUCUUAAUUUCUUUGCAGGGAAAAGAUCUGAAGCUUUUGAUGAUUCCCGCAUUGAAAGUACGGCAACAACUUCAUCAUCUGUGUCAAAUAUAAUGGAGGCCAAAUGUCCUGAACAUGAAAGAACAAAUAAUCACGUAGUAGGGACUUUAUCUCAUGCUUCAAAGGUCUUAACGGGUACUAUUGAGCUCUUGAACCUUUUCAGGAUACUUGGGGAAGGCUACCGUCUGUCAUGUACAUAUAGAUGUCAGGUAUAAUGCUAUUACUGUCGUCAGACCUAGAAAUUCUCCAUUUUAACUCCGGAAUAUAAGGAAUAUGUUGAAUGAAGCAGGAUGCGUUGGAGAUUUAUCUUAAACUACCAAGUCAUCAUUAUAACACUGGAUGGGUGCUUUCCCAGGUGCGUGCUUUUUUCCACUUGUAUGCCUGACUUUAGUGGAGCCAUAGAUUUUUGAUUGCUUUUCCUUAUAAAUUAUCGUGUCUAGGAAGGCCUCCACCCCGCUUUUCCUUGCAAUCAUCCUGUUGACUUUCUAUAAACCAAUAAAAUGACACACUGGAUCCUAGUAUGCCAUUAUUUCAAUGAGUGACUCUGUGUAUUGCUUUCUUUCGUUCUGUCUUUUAAAUAAUAUUCAUGAUUUCCGUUCUGUAUAAAUAAUAUUAAUGAUCUCAAGGACAGUUUCUCUUGUCAUCUGAAUAGAAAUGACGCAAUCAAAAUUUCCGUGCGGCAAAUACCCUCGAAAGCAAUAUUCUUACCCCUGAAAGGAGUUGAGAGAAACUUGAUGUAAACGGGCUAUUAAAGUGACAUAGUUUUGAAAAAUAGUUAACUUUGUUCCAUUUAGGUUAGCUUCUUGAGCAUUUUUUGAGGUUUUGGUCAUUGAAUUCCAAUUUGUAAAUGGAAGAGAAGAUUAUAAGGUUGUAUGCUUGUGUUUCUUAGUAAUUAAUUGUGACGUGCAAACAAACCUUCUUAUAUUUAAUUUUUGACGUGUUCAUUUUUGCAUAUUCAUUGUCAAUAUUAUUUCUGGUCAUUUAUUUCAGGUGGGGAAGGCUCAUUUUGAAUUGGUAGAUUAUUUUGAGGCUGACCGUGCAUUCAGUCUGGCACGCUGCGUGUCACCCUACAUAUUAGAUGGAAUGGAUAUCUACUCAACGGUUCUUUAUGUAAGCUAUAUUCCUUGGCGCAGGUUUAUCAACCAAUUUUUUGUAUCGUUUGAAUUUCCUACUGUUGAAUUCGAUUUUGAUAUUCAUUGGCGAUGUUCUCUCUCUUUAUAAAAUUUCUGUCUGGUAGUCUGUCAAUACUUCCCCUCAUGAUUCCUUGUUCUUGGUGUAAAUUUGAAUUUCUGCAGAUUUAAUAUGGUAGCCUCCAUUUCUCUUUUUUUCUAGCGCCUUGUUAGCCAGCGUGAAACAUGGAUGAUCAGUCAUUUCUCACCCCAGAAGUAAUGCAAUCAUAGCUUCUCUUGUGCUAAUCUAGGGAGAUAAGCUUUUUUGUCAUUACUUGGAUUAUAGAUACAUUUUAAGGCCAGUCAUUCCUUUUCAAGCUGGGAAUUAAAAUAACUUUUUAGAUUAUGAACGACAGCAAACCAUGUCUUGUAGCAUUCAUUAUAGUGACUUUUGAUAUUCAUGGCAUUGAAGAAUCCUGAUGUUCUUGCUUAUUAUUGGGUUUUCUAUUUGGCAGCAUUUGAAGGAGGAAAUGAAGUUGAGCUAUCUUGCUCAAGAGCUUAUCUCAACUGAUCGCUUGUCACCCCAAGCAUGGUACGGGGUCUCUUUUUUUUUUUUUUUUUUGGCAUUGUGCGGUGGAUGAUCUGGUGUCACAUUAAUGGCUUUUCUUAUUAAUGGUGGAUCGAAGUGACAAUAUAUUAAUAUCAAUUGCAGUUUUGACUUUUUGAUGGUAAUAAACAACAAUUUUUUUUUCUUCAGCUACCUUCAGAUGAUGGUCGACGCUUUCAGUUGAUUGAAAUUUCCAUUGUUCACAAUUCUGAGGCUGCAUCACAAUUCAUGUCGAUGUUGUUAUAUUCUGUCAGUAGCUAAUGAGCACGAGACUUGCAUAAAAAGCCAUUUUGUUUCUUCUGGGAUCUUAGUGCUUUAUUAGUUUAUUACUUGCUUCAACAUUUGUUGCCAUAUUUUCAUCGGUGCAAUUGCAUGCAGGUGUGCUAUGGGGAAUUGCUAUAGCUUGCAAAAAGAUCAUGAAACUGCGCUAAAAAUUUUUCAACGUGCUGUGCACCUCGAUGCGAGAUUCGCUUAUGCUCAUACACUUUGCGGUCAUGAGUAUGGUCCUACUACUCUCUUGUUACUCCAAGUGAACUGUCAUGCUUAAGAGAAGGCACUUGAGUUUUAGUUGGUUCUCUUUGAUUGGUGCAGUGCCUAACUUUGUUUUCAUUUUUCACUGGUCUUUCAGAUACGUAGCUCUGGAGGAUUUUGAAAAUGGCGUGAAGUGCUAUCAAAGUGCCCUGCAAGUGGAUGAGAGACACUACAACUCCUGGUAUGGCCUCGGGAUGGUCUACCUUCGUCAAGAGAAGUUCGAGUUCUCGGAGCAUCAUUUCAGAAGAGCCUUCCGCAUCAAUCCGCGAUCAUCCGUUCUUAUGUGCUAUCUCGGAAUGGCGUUGCACUCUCUGAAGGUCUGAUUUUCAUAAGAAAACAUUCGUUUUUCACGUUCCUUCUUCCAUAAAAUUGCUUUCUUUCUCGAAUCCGAAUGCUUGUCAAAACCCGGCAGAGAUACAAGGACGCGCUGGAGAUGAUGGAGAGGGCCAUUGUAGCCGACGCGAAGAACCCACUGCCCAUGUAUCAGAAGGCUAACAUCCUUGUUAGCCUAGAAAGAUACGACGAAGCUCUGAGAGUACUAGACCAGCUGAAGGAGUUCGCACCCCGUGAGAGCAGUGUCUAUGCAUUGAUGGGCAAGAUUUACAAGCGCGGCAACAUGCACGACAGAGCGAUGUUCUACUUUGGGCUUGCCUUGGAUCUCAAGCCGCCAGCAACUGAUGUCGCGGCCAUAAAGGUACCCUCCUCCCCCCCCCUUCCUUCCGCAGUUCUCUGACUUUCUCCUGUUCUAUAUUGCCGGUGGUAAAACUCUCCACUUGAUGGCAGUCAGCGGUCGAGAAGCUGUACCUGCCCGAUGAGAUGGAAGAUACACUUUAG